This is a messenger RNA of Soboliphyme baturini, 1141 nucleotides long. NCBI's taxonomy places the organism in Eukaryota, Metazoa, Nematoda, Enoplea, Dioctophymatida, Soboliphymatidae. The record is from the annotation of a GenBank genome assembly.
AAUUGAAAUCCCUGAAGAUCUUGCGGUAUUUAGCGCAGUUACUUCUCCACUUGUUGCUGCCAACAAGCUGAUGAAUCCGGUAAAGUUGACCGUCGAAAGCAAACCCACGGGUAUAUUUGGAGUGGAUCAUCAACGAAGCCUGAUUUUGUUGCACCCGUUGGACAGGGAGAAACAAGAAGAGUACGCGCUGAUCAUCAAAGCCGUUUCCGCCAUUGACAAAGCGAUUCCAGUUGGGAGCGUUGUUAUUACGGUGAAAGCGACAGAUGCUGAUACCGGCUUAAAUGCCAAAAUUCGCUACGAAAUCUUGUCUGGCAAUACGGAGGGCUUGUUCGAAAUGGAACCAAUGUCUGGCAUGUUGAAAGUACAGAAAGCUCUUGAUUCGAAUAUUCAGUCAGACUACAGACUAGCGGUAAGAGGAUACGAUGGAGGUAACCCUCCUCUCGACGACUUCACCCGCAUCCGAAUCCAUAUCCACUCCGGAGAAAGCUGUCGGUUGUUCUUUCCAGGUUCUGCGUACAUCAGCAAAGUGUAUGAAAACAACCCUCCAGGCACUCCGCUCUUCACUGCAAAAGUUGUGCAAUGCAAAAAUGCCAAAAACAUAUCGAUCAACUAUUCGAUUAGUGUGCCGCAGGACGACGGUGAAUUUGUGAUUAACUCGUUAAGCGGUGAGGUGAGAACUGGAAAAAUGUUUGACUAUGAACGAAAGCAGUUUUACGCUUUUACCGUAUACGCAAAAGGUGACGGUGGCCAACAAGCUUCGAUGCCUUGUCGCGUGAUCGUGAAAGCUGUCGACGAAUUCGCUCCCUGUUUCAGCUCAUCUUCGUAUUUAUUUCAGAUACCCUACGACAUUUCGCCAGGCAGUGCCAUUGGAUCGGUUGAUGCACAAGAUCAAGAUUUUGGCAACGAUGGCAAAAUAAAGUACAUCUUUAAGGAAGAGAGUCCAUUUUUCACGAUCGAUUCACUGACGGGAAUGAUUUACGUGAAUCAGAGUUUAACCGAGCUCUACCUGAAAAGAAGCAUUACCCCUCAGAUAGAAAACAGCCAGAUACCUGAAGCGGUAUCAGUGAUCCUCACUGUGACAGCAUACUCUGAAUCAGAGUUAGGCGGAGUAAAAGAGAAUUCGACCACUAUCCAGCUGAUG